CCUUUCUUUCCUUCCUUUUACUUUCUUCCUUCCUUUCUCUUUUUCUUUCUUUCUUUUUCCUUAUUUGGACACAGCUAAUACAGGAGUUUGUAAAUGAUUACGCAUAUUUGUAAUGGGUUUUGUUUUUCUUGCUUUCUCAGUGGGUGAGGGAGGAGGAAAGAGAGAUUAGAACUGAAAAUAAGAUAAAAGUGAACUUUUUAAGAAGUGCAUUUGGCAGAGAGGACAGGGCUCACUGUCUUGUCAGUCUCCUAGGACACGGAGGGAUGACUUGUUUAUUUUUAUCUUUCAUCAGCAGGGCUCCCCUGCCUCAGUCUCAUGGUCCACCCUCCCACCUAACAAUGAUGGUUACAGUACCAACAGCUACCAACUCCACUGAGGACGGGAACGCGUCUCCUCUGGGAAUAGCCAUCGUCAUUGCGCUGCUGUGCCUGUGUGGCCUGGUAGGGAAUGGGACCAUCAUCUGGUUUCUCAGGUUCGGCAUAAAGAAGAACCCCUAUUCUGUUUACAUUUUCAACCUGGCCAUUGCUGACUUCUUAUUCCUCCUCUGCAUGUUUCUCUCAAGCAUUCUCAACAGGCCUGAGUUUGGUCCCUGGCCCUGGCACAUUUCUGAGAUCUUUAGGAGAACAAGGCACCUGGCUUACGUCCUGGGGCUGAGCCUGCUGGCCACCAUCAGCACUCAGCGAUGUCUCUCUGUCCUCUUCCCCAUCUGGUACCGAUGUCACCGUCCCAGGAAUCUGUCUGCCCUGGUGUGCGCAGUACUGUGGGCUCUGGCCAUCCUGGAGAAUCUGGUAGCUAUCUAUUUCUGUGUCGUGCAAAAGGAAAAUAAGAAUUCAUGUCAGAAAGUAGACUUGUUUUUUAUGGUUUUGAUCUUUGGCGUCUUCACCCCAGUGAUGUGUGUAUCCGGCUUGACCCUGUUCAUUAAAGUCCGGAGGGUCUCCCGAAAGCGCCAGCCAGCAAGGCUCUACAUCAUCAUCCUGGUCACCAUCUUGGUGUUUCUCAUCUGUGCCCUGCCCUUCGCAGUCCAUUGGUUUAUUAUUUACUGGCUCUGCCGGAGGGAGAGACCGAACAUUAUUUUCUAUGGUGUGGUUAAAAUAUUCUCUUGCGUGAACAGCGCUGCCAACCCCAUCAUUUACUUCACGGUUGGGAGUCAGAGGAAGAAAAGGUUUCAUGAGCCCCUCGGGGUCACGCUAGAGAGGGCUUUCUGGGAUGAAGAGAUGUCCCCCGCAGCGCUGGGAUCAGAUAGUCGAGGGGCUCAGGGUGGAGGUGAGGAUACAAAUGAGGAGCUCCCGAGGGUAACCGCCAAAUGUAGAGACCCCCAGUCUGUCUGA
Molecule: messenger RNA, 1328 nt
Organism: Vombatus ursinus (common wombat)
Lineage: Eukaryota; Metazoa; Chordata; Mammalia; Diprotodontia; Vombatidae
Gene: MRGPRD
Product: MAS related GPR family member D
Exons: 1
Coding region: 264-1328 (354 amino acids)
Biological process (GO): G protein-coupled receptor signaling pathway
Cellular component (GO): membrane
Molecular function (GO): G protein-coupled receptor activity
Source: RefSeq, a predicted model, not a curated record